Messenger RNA from Diaporthe batatas, 1196 nucleotides. RefSeq lists its product as uncharacterized. Gene Ontology annotation, molecular function: hydrolase activity, acting on ester bonds. The coding region runs from base 156 to 1196 and encodes 346 amino acids. The transcript has 2 exons. Lineage: Eukaryota; Fungi; Ascomycota; Sordariomycetes; Diaporthales; Diaporthaceae. The record is from RefSeq and is a predicted model, not a curated record.
GCUGGGUAGGUUGUGUAGACAAGAAAGUGCCGAGGGCUGACUGGUGCGAGAGAACGUCUUAUAAAGAACUUACUCGACCUUCCUCUCCCAUAGUUGGCUGCUUGACCUCUGAGUACUGCUCUACGUUGACCCUCACCUCCGGCUCAUAAAUCACCAUGAAGCCUGUCACGCACGUCCUCCCACUCGCCGCCGGGGCAGCAGCCUCCCCCAUCUCGUCUCGGCAGUCCGCCCCCAAUGCGACCUGUGCGGCCACGACCGAGUGGGCAGGCUUCUCAGGCUUGAAGCAUGCCUUCGUUUUCGGCAACUCAUACACGCAGACCGGCUUCAACUUCACCCAGGAGCCGUACCCACAGCCAGGCAACCCAUUUGGUAACCCAUCCUACCCAGGAUAUACCUCCUCCAACGGGCCCAACUGGAUCGACUACCUGACCGUCAAGUACAACUCGUCCGAGUUCCUCACGUACAACCUGGCCUACGGCGGCGCGACCAUCGACUCGGCCCUCGUCAAGCCGUACGAGGACACUGUGCUGAGCGUCAAGCAGCAGGUGCUGGACGAGUUCGUCCCCGGGUACACGGGGGCGUCGCCCAGCGCGCCGGGGGCCCCCGAGUGGGCCGGCGAGGACACGCUCUUCGCCGUGUGGAUCGGCAUCAACGACGUCGGCAACUCGUACUACAACGGCGAGGACGCCACGGACGCGCUGUACGCCAAGAUCUUUGACGUGUACUCCGGGCUCGUCGACACCAUGUACGAGGCCGGCGGCCGCAACUUUGUCUUCCUCAACGUCCCGCCCGUCGACCGCUCGCCGCUCAUCACCGGGUCGGGCGUCGAGGGCGCGGCCGAGCAGGAGAGGGCCGCGAUCGGGGCGUGGAACGGCAGGAUCGGGGACAUGGCUGCGGCGCUUAAGGGCAACCAUUCUGAGGUCAACGUGUGGACUGUCGACACGAACUCGGUGUUUGGCAAGGUCCUUGAUGACCCGUCCAGCUUCCCGCAGACGAGCGGGUACACGAAUACUACUGGGUACUGUGAGGCUUAUGAGAACGGAACUUCUGAGCGGGACAGCUUUGAUGAGAGCUGUGGUGUGCCUGUGAACCAGUACUUCUGGUUGAACACGCUGCACCCGACGUAUCCCAUCCACGACGUCGUGGCUGAGCAGGUCGCGAAGGCGUUGGAAGCUGGCCCGAAUGUAUGCAUAUGA